AUGAAAAACGUAACAAGUAUCAAGGUGUUUGGAAAAUGCGGCGUUUCUCGGGUGAAUGGAAACAUUUCGUUUGAACAGAAAUACAAGUUCUAUUUAGCCUUCGAAAACUGUCUUUGUGAGGACUAUAUAACAGAAAAGGUGUACGACUGGUAUACGAAGGACAUCAUUCUCGUUGUGCGAGGAGGUGCGAAUUAUUCUGAACACCUACCGGAAGGAACGUACGUCAACGCUGCCGACUUCCGGACGCCCGAGAAUCUGGCUGAUUUCUCGAAUACGCUUGGUUCGGACGAGGAGAGGUAUAUUGAAUAUCUGCGACGGAAGGAUAACUACAAGGUUAUCACGGAGCAAGAAAACGUACAGACGGCUUUCUGUGCGCUUUGUUGGCGUCUGAACAACAAUGAACGGUUUCGGAAAUCUCAUACGAACAUCUCAUCGUGGUGGUUUGGUAGCUGCCGGUCAGGAAAUGUGUAA
Molecule: messenger RNA, 471 nt
Organism: Mya arenaria
Lineage: Eukaryota; Metazoa; Mollusca; Bivalvia; Myida; Myidae
Product: alpha-(1,3)-fucosyltransferase C-like
Exons: 1
Coding region: 1-471 (156 amino acids)
Cellular component (GO): membrane
Molecular function (GO): alpha-(1->3)-fucosyltransferase activity
Source: RefSeq, a predicted model, not a curated record